AUGUUUCGUGCACUUACUAAAAUAACAGUAACUGGUGGUACCUGUCGAUUUUUUAUUACACAGGCAUGUUCAUAUUUAUUUAUGUGUUCUGAAUAUUUAUAUUAUUAUUAUUGUGGUCCUAUGGUGCUUGAUGCUCUUAUUAAAAUAAAAAAUGAACUUGAUCCAACAUUAGCUUUUCGUCGUUCAUGUCGUGAAGGUAUUUGUGGAAGUUGCUCAAUGAAUAUUGAUGAUCGUAAUACACUUGCUUGCAUUUGUAAGAUCGAUGAUUCCAAUAAGCCAUUAAAAAUUCAUCCACUUCCACAUAUGUAUGUUAUUAAGGAUCUUGUUCCUGAUUUUACUAAUUUUUAUAUGCAAUAUAAAAUGAUUGAACCUUAUUUAAAACGUAAAACACCUACAUCUAUUGGUGAUAAACAAUUAUUUCAAAGUGUUGAAGAUCGUAAAAAAUUGGAUGGUACGUAUGAAUGUAUUCUUUGUACCUGUUGUUCAACAUCAUAUCCAAGUUAUUGGUGGAAUGCUGAUAAAUAUCUUGGACCAGCUGUUCUUAUGCAAGCUUAUAAAUGGAUUGUUGAUUCACGUGAUGAAUAUACAAAAGAACGAUUAGAACAAUUUCGUGAUCCAUUUACAUUGUAUCGUUGUCAUACAAUUAUGAAUUGUACGGAAGCUUGUCCAAAGGGUUUAAAUCCUGGAAAAGCUAUUGGUGAAUUAAAAGUUUUAUUGGCUAAUAUGGGAACUAUGCCAUCGAAAAACUUGUCAACUGUUGGUACAGAAUAUAAAUAA
Rotaria sp. Silwood1 is the source of this 777-nucleotide messenger RNA. The record is from the annotation of a GenBank genome assembly. Lineage: Eukaryota; Metazoa; Rotifera; Eurotatoria; Philodinida; Philodinidae.